UGGGCCCGUCGAUCCCACAAUGCUGGCAACGGCAACGAGCAACCAGAAUACGUACGGCUCCCUGGCCGUGGACCUCGACCGGAAUGACGAAGAAGACGACGACCAGGAACAAGCCACAACGAGGCCGCUCUUGCCGCCGCCUUUGCCGCGUCACCGACGACGCGAGAUGGCAAUGCGUCGACAGGGUCAGCAGAGUUCGGUGCUCGACAAGCUCUUUUCCGACGGCAAGAAGACUCAGUCCAAAAGGAGCGUACGAAAUAGGAUGAAUCAAGGACCUGCUCUACCACCGGCAUCCUCCACGAUCUUUUCCAAUUCCAAGGCCUCCCAGGACGAUACCGUGCUACCGGAUCGCCGGAAACAUCAACAACACCGACAUUCUUUUGUGUAUACUUUGUUGAAUCCACAUUCCAAGCGAAUACAAGCGGUUGCUUAUAAACGUUUCAUCUCCGUCGUCAUUCUCGUCGACUUGCUCUUUUUCAUCACGUCCACCGACGAACACAUCAUGGCUAAACACAAAGACUUUUUCCACUUCAGUGAAGGCGUGUCCAGUACCAUCUUCCUCAUUGAAUAUUUCUGCCGUUUGGUGAUCAUUACAGAAAGCAAGCGCUAUAAGGCUGCUGGCCCCCUUUUCGGUCGCCUGCAGUACCUGCGCAGCUGGCCCGCCCUGAUUGACUUGUUCGCCACCCUACCCUUCUUUCUCGAAUACCCCACGGGCUGGAACUUGCCCACGCUCACUUACUUGCGCUUUUUCCGACUCUUUCGAAUUUUGAAAACCGAAGGAUACAUCCGAGCCAUGGACGCCAUCUACCGUGUGGUCUACUACAAUUCCGAAAUUCUCUACGUCGCGGCCUUGCUCUGCAUUUUCCUCAUUCUCGUCACGGCCGUCUUGUUGUACUACCUCCGCCCCGCCAACAAGGAAGACGCGGAAGACUUUGGAUCCAUCGCGGCAACCUUUUAUAUGAGUACGCUCAUGCUGACUGGUCAAGGCGGACCAAGCGGAGAAUUGCCCUGGUACACGAAGAGUAUUGUGCUCCUCACGUCCGUAUUCUCUGUCGCCAUGUUUGCCAUUCCGGCCAGUAUGCUGACGUGGGGAUUCGAAGCCGAAGCCGAACGCAUGGCCAAACAAGCGCACAAACGAUUACUGCAACGGCGCUCGACGCACGGUUCGUCGACGACGUCCACGGACGAUUACGAAUCAGAGAGUCCGGACGACGAUUCUACGGACGAGGAGUACUUUCGCAUCAUUGCGGGGGCCGACGAAGAAGGUGAUGGCGAAAACGAUACACCGUGGAUGAAAGAAAUGAGGGAACGAUUUAUCAAAGCUGACGGGAACAUGGACGGAACCUUGACCCUCAAAGAGUUUUUUCAACUCCAAGCGUCCAUGGGGGAGGACCCUCACGAUAUCACGUCGUCUCAAACGGCACUGGUCAAUGCGAGUAUGAUGUCACGUAUGGAAGCUCUGGAAAGCACGGUCGCAGCCAACGCGCUCAAGCUUGAUCAGAUUUUGGCGGUCUUGUCCGACUCUACGAAAGGACGUCGGUAG
Molecule: messenger RNA, 1543 nt
Organism: Phaeodactylum tricornutum CCAP 1055/1
Lineage: Eukaryota; Bacillariophyta; Bacillariophyceae; Surirellales; Neidiaceae
Exons: 2
Coding region: 20-1543 (507 amino acids)
Biological process (GO): potassium ion transmembrane transport
Cellular component (GO): membrane
Molecular function (GO): calcium ion binding; voltage-gated potassium channel activity
Source: RefSeq, a predicted model, not a curated record